Brassica rapa (field mustard) is the source of this 2360-nucleotide messenger RNA. Its product is annotated as RING-H2 finger protein ATL74. Lineage: Eukaryota; Viridiplantae; Streptophyta; Magnoliopsida; Brassicales; Brassicaceae. Gene Ontology annotation, molecular function: transferase activity. The record is from RefSeq and is a predicted model, not a curated record. Gene Ontology annotation, biological process: protein ubiquitination.
UUCUCUCCAGCUAUAUAUAUAAACCUUUUUUGUUACUCUCAAGUCCUAAGCAAAACACAAGCAGAGUAAAGAGAGAGACAAAGUGAGAAAAAAAAAGUGAGAGAAAAUAAAAACGGGAUUGGAUCUUAGUACGGCUUAACUGGUUAUUAAUUUAAAGAAUAUUAUGAAUGAAUGAAAUUAAAAAAAAAAUGGAACGUAGAUGAAUGGAAUAAGGGAAGUUAUAGAAUAAAAAAAUUGAAUUCCAUUCUACUUAUUCAUAAACUUUUUUAACCAUGAAUAUUUUAUAACUACAUUCCAUUUUUUUCUGACAUUUUACAAGGAAUCAUUGGAAUGAGAUUUGUUUUUUAUUCUAUUCAAAUGGUAAAAAAAAUUUAGAAUAUGGAAGAAUAAGCCAUUCCAAACAAUUUCAUUCCAAAAAUUUGUAAUUGAGUUGCACCCUACGUGUAAAUUGCUUGCAAUAUAGCCUAUUAAACAAGCAAGAUCGGCACCGACAAAUCUCCCCAUAGCAAAAAGCUUUAAUUGUCUUGAUUUGAAAAUAACAUUCCAGUAUAAACUAGUUAAUGAAUCAAUGGGAAUGAUGUAUGGUAUGUUGGUUGUUGGCCGCAUACGCCAGUGACGGGUAGACAAGAAUUUGUUAAAACCGGAAAUGAAGAACGGAUACCCAUGACUUUGGCAACCUGAGAUAAGAGUUUGAUGAGAUUUGAUGGCUAAGCAUGGUUGAGUUGAAACAGAGACUCCGUCCUGAAAUAAGAGCUUGAUGAGACUUGAUGGGUAGGCAUGCUUCUAACAACCAAAACCAACGCAAUGCCAUAACAAAUCUAUGUGCUGCCGACUCCGGAAUAAUAUUAUUUUAACAUUAAAACGAGAAAAAGAAGUAAAUAAAAAAAAACGAUUCAGGCUCCUCUAAGAUCGUUCUAGUUAUGUCAUUUUUUUAGAUUCUGCUUAAAGAUCUUACUUUCCCAUUUAAAAGUGAUUUAUAAGACCGAAAAAGAUAAUGGCAAAUGAUGAUGUUAUCUUUCACUAAAUGAAUCAUGAUCACACUUAUAAGUAUUACUAUAUAGUCAUAUAAGUAAUAGUAUCUCACGAAGACACCAAACUCUUCAAUUUUUCAAAGAGUAGCAAAAAAAGAACGAGGGAGCUAGAAAUCCUAAUUCACUUAAAAACAAAAUAUAAAAGUCAUGCUUGAAAUGACGUGUGUAGUGGGCGUUGUUAUGAAUCACCAAAUAGUUUGUAGCCAUUUCUGAUGAUUUCAUCCAUAAAGACUGUUUAUUGCUUCUCAGUGCUUUGUGCCUGUAUUACUCACCACCUCCUUUCCUUAAAAUUUUAUUACUCACUAUUCUUCAGUUUGUUUGUUAUGUAAUCACAUGUACAAUCCUGAUUUGAAGGACCCAACAGAGUUAUAUAUGCAUUUUAACAUGUGUAUAAUAUAUAUAUAUAUAUAUGUUCAUUACAUCGGUUUUAUUAGAGACAAAAUAUCCGGCAAAGUGUCUCUAUUUUAUCUCCUUUUUAGCAAUUACUGCCCUACAAAUUGUUCAGCCACAUAACCCAAAAUCUGAAAGAAAAAAAAAGGAUAAUGGUCCCCACUCUUUCUAAACAGAUAACCACAAACCGAGAGAGAGACUACGCAGUUAGACUUGACUAGUAUCCUCAUUAACACGUAUCUCUCUACACACAAAACCUAACGAAGCUGAGAGGGAGCCUCCUAGUCGAUCGUACCCGAGAAUGCACCGGCUGCUACUUGAAUCCCACGUUGGCGGUGGAGGAGGAGAUGGGUACCUGAGGGACAUGAACUUCGACGCAAACAUGGUGAUCAUACUCUCUGCUCUGCUCUGCGCUUUGAUACUUGCGCUUGGGCUCAAUUCGAUACUCCGGUGUGCGAUGCGAUGCGGCUUCGGGCUAUCCUCAGCGGCAUCGACGGUGGCGGCAGACAGGCCCGGAUUGAAGAAGCGAGAACUGAAGAGGUUUCCCGUGGCCGCGUACGGGUCGAGCGGGGUGGAGAUAGCUACGACGGAGUGCGCCAUCUGUCUGGGGGAGUUCGCGGACGGUGAGAAGGUCCGAGUUCUUCCGCCGUGUAAUCACAGCUUCCACAUGUCCUGUAUCGACACGUGGCUUGUCUCUCACUCUUCCUGUCCCAAUUGUCGGCACUCGCUCAUCGAGUUACACGUGGCAGGAUCAACCUAAACUAUAGCAAGCUGCUCAGAGUGAUUAGUCGUAAGUUGAUUUAGCUAUUUGUCAUAUUAUGGGCUCCUGGUAGCUCUAGCAGUUGUGAUAGUCUAUUACAGUUGUAGACUUUUUUUUUAAGUAAGUAAUCAGUCUUUGCAUACAAUAUGGUUCAUGGGGAGUGAUUUUUUUUUUAAGUA